This is a messenger RNA of Propithecus coquereli (Coquerel's sifaka), 1872 nucleotides long. It is a transcript of the gene GATAD2B, whose product is annotated as GATA zinc finger domain containing 2B. Gene Ontology annotation, biological process: negative regulation of transcription by RNA polymerase II. The coding region runs from base 1 to 1464 and encodes 487 amino acids. The transcript has 10 exons. Gene Ontology annotation, molecular function: sequence-specific DNA binding; zinc ion binding. Gene Ontology annotation, cellular component: NuRD complex. The record is from RefSeq and is a predicted model, not a curated record. NCBI's taxonomy places the organism in Eukaryota, Metazoa, Chordata, Mammalia, Primates, Indriidae.
AUGAUCGUGGUGGUCCCUGAGCCAGACCGAGGAAGGCUAACCCCCUCCCCAGACAUCAUUGUUUUGUCUGAUAAUGAGGCUUCCAGUCCCCGUUCCAGCUCCAGAAUGGAAGAAAGACUCAAAGCAGCCAACCUAGAGAUGUUUAAGGGGAAAGGCAUUGAGGAACGGCAACAGCUCAUCAAGCAGCUGAGGGAUGAACUACGAUUGGAAGAAGCCCGACUGGUGCUAUUAAAGAAACUGAGACAGAGUCAGCUACAGAAAGAAAAUGUGGUCCAGAAGACUCCAGUUGUACAGAAUGCAGCAUCUAUUGUUCAGCCAUCUCCUGCCCAUGUGGGACAGCAGGGCCUAUCCAAGCUUCCCUCCCGGCCUGGGGCCCAAGGGGUUGAACCUCAAAAUUUGAGAACAUUACAGGGUCACAGUGUCAUCCGUUCAGCAACCAAUACCACCCUCCCACACAUGUUGAUGUCUCAACGUGUUAUUGCACCAAACCCAGCCCAACUACAGGGUCAGCGGGGCCCACCCAAACCUGGCCUUGUCCGCACCACAACGCCCAACAUGAAUCCCGCCAUUAAUUACCAACCGCAGUCAAGUUCUUCCGUUCCCUGUCAACGUACAACAUCCUCUGCCAUCUAUAUGAACCUUGCCUCUCAUAUCCAGCCAGGGACCGUGAACAGAGUGUCCUCACCACUUCCUAGCCCCAGCGCCAUGACCGAUGCUGCCAACUCACAGGCUGCAGCCAAAUUGGCUCUUCGCAAACAGCUGGAAAAGACACUCCUGGAGAUACCGCCCCCUAAACCUCCUGCUCCUUUGCUUCACUUCCUGCCUAGUGCAGCGAAUAGUGAAUUCAUCUACAUGGUAGGCUUGGAAGAAGUCGUACAGAGUGUCAUAGACAGCCAAGGCAAAAGCUGUGCCUCACUUCUGCGGGUCGAACCCUUUGUAUGUGCCCAGUGCCGCACAGAUUUCACCCCUCACUGGAAGCAAGAAAAGAAUGGUAAGAUUCUGUGUGAGCAGUGUAUGACCUCCAACCAGAAGAAGGCUCUAAAAGCUGAACACACCAACCGGCUGAAAAAUGCUUUUGUUAAAGCCCUACAGCAGGAACAGGAAAUUGAACAGCGAUUACAGCAGCAGGCAGCCCUCUCCCCUACUACGGCUCCAACUGUAUCCAGUGUCAGUAAACAAGAGACCAUCAUGAGACAUCAUACACUUCGGCAGGCUCCACAGCCCCAGAGCAGCCUCCAGCGUGGCAUACCAACAUCUGCCCGCUCCAUGCUUUCAAACUUUGCACAGGCACCCCAAUUGUCUGUGCCAGGUGGCCUCCUUGGUAUGCCAGGUGUCAACAUUGCAUACUUGAAUACUGGCAUCGGAGGACACAAAGCCCCCAGUUUGGCAGAUCGACAGCGUGAAUACCUUUUAGACAUGAUCCCUCCCCGGUCUAUAUCGCAGUCCAUCAGUGGACAGAAAUAACGCCUGUUCCACUUGUACUGCCCCAACCUUGAAUCCUUUACCCCUUUCCUCUCCCAUUCCCCCAACUUCCGUCGCAUGCAGUGCCUGUACUGGUGCCUACCAUACACGGAAAGAAAAACAGAAGACAAAAAAAAUAGAAAUCAAGAAAACACACGCCCUGCCCCACCAAGUCCCCUUUAUUUCACGCUGCUGCGAUCUGUUCUUCUGCCGCUCUGUCUUCUCUCUUUGAUUUUAACAGUUAGGUGGAUCUUUACCUCUGAUAGAGGUGGGAAUGAGGUCCUGGGGAGAAUCUAAGCCCUCCAACAUGUGUUUCUAAAGUUUGUUUUAUUCUAUAAUUAUUAUCAUUUUUAAUCGUGUUAUGUGUCCUCCCUUUGUUCAGUGGACGGUUAAACCUUCCCCCUGCCCCAA